This is a messenger RNA of Moneuplotes crassus, 2019 nucleotides long. Lineage: Eukaryota; Ciliophora; Spirotrichea; Euplotida; Euplotidae. The record is from the annotation of a GenBank genome assembly.
AUUUGGAUAAAGAAAUGCCAACUAAAUACAAGUACUCUGUUCCAGAUCCAGGGCAACUGCCCAGGACAGGAGAGACAGUUAGGUACAAGAGCGGGUUGCUGGAGGAAGACCAAGACCCUGUUUUAUACCCAGAGACAGGCCACGAUACUAUUAAGAAAAUCCUUAUGCAUGCUUACAAGGAGUACGCUGAUGAACCCUAUCUUGGAUCAAGGGAAAAAUCAUUCGACGAAAAAGGUGAAGUCGAGUAUGGGAAAUACAAAUGGGAAACUUACGAGGAGUGUAUCAAUAAAGCAAUCUGGCUUGCAAGAUCUAUCUAUGACAAGGAACUUUUCAACACCGCAUCUGAAGAAGGGCGGAAGUAUAAUCUUAUUGGUAUCUACUCAAAAUAAUAAUGAGGGAUGGGCGAUUACUGACCUAGCAUGCUGUCUUUCAAAUAUGGCUACAGUUACGUUAUACGAUACCCUGGGAGCAGACUCUUCAGAGUAUAUCAUUCAGCAAACUGAAUUGAAGACAGUUGUUUGUACAGCAGACCAUGUGGAUGCCUUGAUCAAAAUUAAAACUGUCAAAGGAGUUGAUCAUCUUCAGAACAUCGUAAUCAUCGGAGAGAUUGAACAUGAUGACGUCGCAACUAUUGAGAGAGCAGGGAUGAAUUACUACACAAUUGACGCUCUUAUUGAAGAAGGAAAGCACUCAAAGACUGAACUUGAUGAUCCUCAUAACCAGGAUCUUUUUACUAUUUGCUAUACAAGUGGUACAACUGGGAAUCCAAAGGGAGUAAAGCUUCACCAUGGAUGUAUUACAUCUCUUGUUGGGGCCAUCGACUUAAGCCCAAUUAAGAUAUCCUCUAAUGAUUCUCACUUGUCCUACCUCCCACUUGCUCAUAUCUUCGAAAGAGCAAUUUUCUUCGGUCUUUCAACUGUGGGAGCCAGGAUUGGAUUUUACCAAGGAGAUGUUCUUAAAAUAGUAGAGGACUUAGGUGCCCUAAGACCUACUGUUUUCAUUUCUGUUCCUAGACUCUACACCAAACUAUAUGACCGCAUCCAGGGAGUUAUAAAGGAAGCUAAAGGCUGCAAGGCUAAACUCCUCAAAUGGGGGAUUGACAAGAAGUUAGCCAAUUACAGAAGAAACGGGGCAGUCACACAUUGUAUGUAUGAUGCCCUAAUUUUCAAGAAAAUGAAGGCAAGGCUUGGCGGAAGAGUUAGAGUUUGCGUCACUGGGUCAGCCCCUAUUUCAAAAGAAAUUUUAGAAUUUUUAAAAAUCUGAUUUUGCUGAGAUAUUCUAGAAGGUUAUGGCCAGACAGAGCUGACUGCUGCGAACUGUAUCACUCAGCCUGGAGAUGAGAAAUCAGGCCAUGUUGGAGGCGUUUUCCCCUCUUUUUGGAUGAAGCUAGUGGACGUUCCUGAAAUGGACUAUCUCUCCACUGAUAUGAGAAAUGGUGAGAACUACCCUAGAGGAGAAAUCUGCUUCAAAGGCGGUGGAGCAUUCCACGGAUAUUUCAAAGAGCCAGCUAAGACUGAAGAGACUAUUGAUAAGGAUGGAUGGGUCCACACUGGAGAUAUUGGUGAAAUUCAGCCAGAUGGGGCUCUCAGAAUUAUCGAUAGAAAGAAAAAUAUUUUUAAACUAUCCCAAGGGGAAUACAUUGCUGCUGAAAAGUUAGAGCUAAUCUUUGUGAAAACUCCAUUGAUUGCUCAAAUUUUUGUCUACGGUGACUCUCUUCAGUCAUUCUUAGUUGCCAUAAUCGUGCCAGAUAAUGAGUACGUUGAUAAGAACUACUCUCCUGGCUAUAGCUCCUCUUCGGAAUACCUACAAGAAAUCAAUGACUGGUUCAAAGAAUGUAGAGAGGAGCACAAGCUGAAUGGGUUAGAAAUUCCUAAGAGGCUCCACGUUACUAAUGAAGAAUUCAACAUUGAUGACGGAACAUUAACCCCAACAUUUAAGCUGGUCAGAGGUGUGGCUAAGAAGAAAUUCUUGAGCCAGAUCAAAGAAAUGUACGGAGGAGCUAAGUUACAAGGCGAAUAA